Messenger RNA from Bursaphelenchus xylophilus (pine wood nematode), 2452 nucleotides. NCBI's taxonomy places the organism in Eukaryota, Metazoa, Nematoda, Chromadorea, Rhabditida, Aphelenchoididae. The record is from the annotation of a GenBank genome assembly.
AUGGAUGGCGUUAAUAAAAUCUCAGUAACUCUUUCUGGUACACAAGCAGAGGAAUUGUAAGCUCUUCACGUUAAUUACAUCUUAUUUUCUUUUAGAAAUUCCGCACUUGCCGAAUAUUUACAACGAAAUGGCUACCAGAAAACCUUUGAGACAUUCGUAGAUGAAUCAGGAGCGGUACGGUUUUAUCCAUUGAAUAUUUUGAUUUUUAGACCGUGAAAAAUGAUGUUCAACAUGUUGGAUUAAUGGAAAAGAAAUGGUCAAUGACCCUACGUUUGCAACAACGGAUAAUCAACCUGGAGAAGAGGAUACAAGAACUUGAAAGCGGAGGAAUUAUUGCCCCUAGGCAUAAGUAUGUUUUUUGUAAUGGCUAAUUUUAGACAAUAUAGUAUAUUAAGACAUUUGGAAGUACAAGACGAAGAAUAUGCAUAUUCGAUAAUUCAAGCCUUAUGCUUUUUCAUUCCUCCGUCAUGAAGUUUUAGGCCGCUUUAAGGCAUAUUGUUCGCAUAGAAGUCCAUCGAAUUUUAUAUUAUAAAAAAUUGUUUAAGGGAUCUGAAAUCUUCUGCCACUUGGAUUCCUCGGCCGCCAGAGAAGUUGACUCUUAAUGGGCAUCGCGAUUCUGUUAUGAAGGUCGUUUUUCACCCUACUUACAGUGUGCUUCUAUCUUGCAGUGAGGAUCAUACAAUCAAGGUAAUCAUGAAAAUAUGGACUAAACAUUUAUGUAGAUAUGGGAUCUUGAAACUGGUCAAUUAGAACGCUCAUUUAAAGCCCAUUUAAGUACUAUUCAAGACUUGUGCUUUGAUGCCACUGGAAACAGAUUUGGUAAGAUACCUAAAAUAUGAUUUAUGAUAAAAAGUUUAGCUAGUUGCUCUGCCGAUGCUUCAAUAAAGAUUUGGGACUUUGGAGAUUCUUAUGAUUGUCUUAAGACCUUGAGAGGACACUCUCAUACAGUCUCAUCCGUUGUUUUUGUCCCAAACAGUAAGUUGUUGACGUGUGUAUUAUUACUUCUUAUGUCUAUAUCGCCUUAUUCUCUAUUUUCUUCUCAGAAUCAUGGAUUUUGUCCGCUUCGCGAGAUGGAACUAUUAGAUUGUGGGAUACAACCACGGGUUUCUGUACUCAAACCUUUGAAGAACACGAAGAUUGGGUGCGGAGAGUCUGCAUCGAUCAACAAGGCCAAUUGUUUGCAAGUUGCAGCAACGAUAAGGUGAGUUUUUUUCUAAAUUCUCUACUUUGCUUUUAGUCAAUUAUUGUUUGGUGUCUAAACACAAAGAAGCCGCUGUCCAAGUUGAUUGGACACACCCAUGUCAUCGAAUGUGUUUUAUUUGUUCCCCAAGAACACAAUAAUAAGAUUGCCGGUGAUCAUAUGAAGAAGUAUGCUAAUGAGCAUGAUGUAAAGCCAACUUUGAUCAUCUCGGCAGGCAGAGAUCGGGUGAUCAAGAUAUGGGAUGCCCUGAGUGGGGCUUGUUUGAUGGAUCUGGAAGGACAUGACAAUUGGAUCAGAGACAUGGUGCUGCAUCCAUCGGGUGCUUAUCUCAUAUCAGUCGCUGACGAUAAAUGCAUGCGGGUCUGGUCAAUGGAAGAGACCCAACGUUGCCGUGUCAUCAAUGCUCACGACCAUUUUAUUUAUUCUGUUGGUAGGUGGUUCGACGCCAUUGUGGAUGAGUUAAUUUAGAUUUCCACAAAAGACUUCCUUAUGUGGCCACGGGAUGCACAGACUCGACAAUCAAGGUGUGGGAAUGUCGAUAACUGGACGGAUUUCUACUUUUUUUCUCUAUUUGAUAACUCCCGCGUCGCUGGCUGCCUGUCCCCAUCCAGUUCCGCAUCAUUCCUUUGCAUUUGGCUCGCGUCAGAAUGCUACUAUUAUUGUUUGUUACGCCUUGUAAAGAACACUUCAGUAAUAAAUAAAAUAGAGCUUUGCCUUUUGUUGAUAUUCAGUGGUCGGCUCCCUAUUUUAUCGAUUAUCGUUCCUUCGUUUCCUUUAUGCACCGAUGUUUUACAGAUGGCCUCAUUCAGAAAAGGAGCUUUGCUAAUGGGGACGGUGGUAAAGAUCAAUCGGAUUGGAUUAAAACAGAUACCUUGUGCUCAGAUCAGAUGUCGGCAGAACCAAUUCAGCGAACAUCUCAAGAUGUAUUUCGCAAAGCCCAACGAUUUGUGGGCGUUGGACAAAGAUGUGAAUGUAAAGUUGGGAGAUACUGUACUGAUUGGACCCAUCGAACACAAAGACCGCCCAACAACGACGGUGAGUCAUGUAGUGAAAAGAGUGGUCAUGCCCUACGGGAAUACGAUGGAUCCAAUCACGAAAAAGAGAAUUUAUCAAAGCGAAUUUGUGGAAGAUCAGAAGAUCCGGCGAGAUUUGAUCAAUGAAGCCACGGAGCCGUAUGAACAAGAUUCGAUUGGAUUCGAAACCCGACAUUUGGAGACGAAAGAGAAAGUGGAACGAUUAAAACAACAGUAG